AUGGCCUUUGCAAGGCACCAUCUUGAAUCUAUGAGUGGCAGUCUUAAAUACCCUUUAUCUGAGCAAGUCAAACGAAGCCUUGAGAUACCAUUACCAAGGACUCUGAGUAGAGUGGAUGCGCCUUAUUACAUUGAGGAAUACAAACAAGAGAAAGCAUGCAACCCCUAUGUGCUAGAACUUGCAAAGCUCGAAUUUAAUCUUCUGCAACGUCUUCACCAGCAAGAGCUCAAGGAUUUUUGUCGGUACGUAUGCACUGAACAUAUACAGUGGGGAAAUGAUCUAUAUGAAGAAGUGGGACUAAGCUACUCUCGGCAUCGUACCGUUGAAAUAUACCUCUGGUGUUACACAAUACACUAUGAGAAACAAUAUGCACAUGCACGGAUAAUCCUUGCCAAGAUAUGUGUGCUAAUAUCUCUGCUAGAUGACACUUUUGAUAUGCAAGCUACCUUGGAAGAGGGUCGAAAGAUCAACGAAGCGAUACAAAGAUGGGACGAGAGUGCUAUCCCUAUUUUACCAGUGUACUUAAAAAAAUACUAUGUCAAGCUGAUGAAUAUCUUCAGAGAGUUGGAGGACGAACUGAAACAAGAUCACAAGUACCGCAUGGUUUAUUCUAGGAAAGCGAUCCAAACUCUAUGCAGGCAUUACCAACAAGAAUCUGAAUGGUUCCAUAGCAAUUACAUACCAAGCUUUCAAGAUCACAUCAAGAACUCUGUUAUCUCCACAGGUGCUCCAGCUACAUUCGUGACUUCACUCAUUGGUAUGGGCGACGAAGUAACUGAGGAAACAUUCCAGUGGGCCAUUGGUUGCACCGAUGCCGUGAAGGCUUGCAGUGAGGUGGCACGUUUCAUGAAUGACAUGACUGCAUUUCAGCACGGGAAGAACAAACUGGAUGCGGCCAGCUCAGUAGAUAGCUAUAUCAACCAACAUCAUGUCACGGGUGAGGUAGCAAUGGCCGCGGUGGGUAAACUGGUUGAAGAUGCAUGGAAAACUACCAAUCAGGCACGAUUUGACCGUCGUGCUAUGCUCCUGCCUUUAGAACGAAUCAUCAGACUGACCAAGAGCAUGACCUUGAUGUACCGUGGCAAUAUUAACCUGUACACAUUCACAAGUGGCAACAAAGACAAGAUCCAGCAGCAGUUCAUCGAACCUAUCCCACUCUAG
This is a messenger RNA of Triticum turgidum subsp. durum (durum wheat), 1161 nucleotides long. The record is from the annotation of a GenBank genome assembly. Lineage: Eukaryota; Viridiplantae; Streptophyta; Magnoliopsida; Poales; Poaceae.